Kalmanozyma brasiliensis GHG001 is the source of this 1770-nucleotide messenger RNA. Its product is annotated as AMP-dependent synthetase/ligase. The transcript has a single exon. The record is from RefSeq and is a predicted model, not a curated record. NCBI's taxonomy places the organism in Eukaryota, Fungi, Basidiomycota, Ustilaginomycetes, Ustilaginales. The coding region runs from base 1 to 1770 and encodes 589 amino acids.
AUGCCGUCGUACACACCGCCGCGUUCCUCCCAGCCGCCCACAGGCGUGCCUUUCGAGCUCUCGCUCUCGACUCACCCCUCCACGCCGCACCACCGCUCUUCGCUCACGCCUGUCUCGUUUCUGCUCCGUGCUGCGCUUAUCACGCCGCGCAAGCUCGCCAUCGACCAUCCCGAGCGCGGCUAUGGUUUCACGUACGAGCAGUGGGCAACGCGCUGCCUCUCGCUCGCCUUCGCCAUCCUCAGCGUGCCUGGGUUCAAGGCUGGCGAUCGGGUAGCGGUCAUCUCGCCCAACGCACCCUUGAUUGCCGACGCUCACUGGGGUAUUCCCGCCGUCGGAGGCAUCAUUACGCCCAUCAACAUCAGGAACACCCCCAAAGAGGUUGCCUACGUGCUCGAGCACUCGGGUAGCACAAUCAUCCUGUGCGAUCACGAGUUCACCCACCUCCUCCCCGAGGCGAACGGCAAGGUCAAGGUGGUGGUCAGCAAAGACUCGGGUGGUCAAGACAAGAACGAUGAGUACGAACACUUCCUCGAUCAGGGCUGGCAGGCGUGGCAGCGAGCACAGCAGGCGGAGCUCGACAAGUUCAAGUCGCGCACCAAGCCGUCGGCGGAGCCCAAGACGGGCUGGAAGCUGCUCAACGCUCCUCUGGACGAAGAGGCGGCCAUCGCCCUCUGCUACACUUCUGGUACCACCGGUCGACCCAAAGGCGUCUUGACGAACCAUCGUGGUGCCUAUUUGUCGGCGAUCAGCAACGCUUUCGAAGCAAACAUCACUGCCGACUCGCGCUACCUCUGGGUUCUUCCCAUGUUCCAUGCAUGCGGCUGGACGUUCCCUUGGGCGGUCACCGCCGCGCUCGGCACUCAUCACACCAUUCGCAAAGUCGACAACACUGUCAUCUGGGAUGCGCUGCGUAACCACGGCGUGACGCACUACUGCGGCGCGCCGACCGUUCAGAUUGGCCUGGUGAACCACCCCGACGCCAAGAAGCUCGAUCACAAGGUCAAUGUGGCCGUUGCAGCCAGUGCUCCGACUGCCAACCUGCUGGCCAAGAUGGAGGGUCUCAACCUGCAUCCCGUGCACGUUUACGGUCUCACCGAGACGUACGGUCCGUUCACACGUCGAUACUUCGAGCCCGAGUGGGCAAAAUUGGACGUCGACGCUCGCGCGCGCAUGAUGGCUCGCCAAGGUCACGCAUACUUGACCUCAGACGAGGUGCGAGUGGUGCGCACUGACUCAUCUACCACGUCGACCGAGGACCUCAUCGAUGUCGAGCGCAACGGCAAGGAAACAGGCGAGAUUGUCAUUCGCGGUAACAUGACCAUGCUCGGCUACUACAACGACCCCUCUGCCACCUCGAAAGCCGUCAUGAAGGGGUGGUUCCACACAGGCGACCUGGCGGUCCGACACCCAGGCGGCGAGAUCCAGAUCCUCGAUCGCGGAAAGGACAUCAUCAUCUCCGGCGGCGAAAACAUCUCGUCCCUCAUGGUGGAACAGGAGCUCGCGGCACAUGGCGAUGUGCUGGAAUGCUGCGUCAUCGCAAGAGCGCACGAGAAGUGGGGCGAACGAGGCCACGCUUUCGUCGUCCUCACAGAGCAGUCCAAGGGUAAGAAAGGAAAGGAAUUCAUCGAGGAGCUCAGGAAACACUGUAAAGGAAGGAUGUCAGGUUUCGCCGUACCAGAGUGGUUCGAGAUCGUAGAGGAGCUGCCCAAGACAAGCACGGGCAAGGUGCAGAAGAACGUGCUCAGGGCGCGAUUUGCUAGCAAGCUGUAA